AUGGGAUGCACAACUGUUACUCGUGUGAGAGAUUGGCAAGGUGUUGAGUAUGGUUUCAAUUUCAGAGCUUAUGAAGAUAUUUUUCAAGGAGAGGCGUUAAACGCUUUGAGUGUUGAUGUUGCUGGAUCUGUGAUUUCUUGUGGAGAUCUUGAAAUCUUUGAUCGACCUCCAAAGGAGACUAAGAAGAUGAAUUUCGAUAUUGAAGAUUUGGAUGGUAAGGUUUUGCAGUGUACUGUGUGGAAUGAUUAUGCUCUGCAGAUUAAGGACUUCAUUUCUAAAGUCCCACCUCAUGAGCAUGUGAUAGUUGUUAUACAGCAUGGAAAGUGUAAGGAAUGGAAAGGUGAAUAUACUGUUCAAAGUGACAAGUUUGCAACACUAAUUUUUCUGAAUCAAGAAAUUGAUGAAGUUGAUGAGCUAAGGAGGAGGUAA
Messenger RNA from Helianthus annuus (common sunflower), 429 nucleotides. RefSeq lists its product as uncharacterized. NCBI's taxonomy places the organism in Eukaryota, Viridiplantae, Streptophyta, Magnoliopsida, Asterales, Asteraceae. The record is from RefSeq and is a predicted model, not a curated record. The coding region runs from base 1 to 429 and encodes 142 amino acids. The transcript has 5 exons.